This is a messenger RNA of Drosophila subobscura, 3626 nucleotides long. RefSeq names its product blood vessel epicardial substance (gene bves). Gene Ontology annotation, cellular component: sarcolemma. Lineage: Eukaryota; Metazoa; Arthropoda; Insecta; Diptera; Drosophilidae. Gene Ontology annotation, molecular function: cAMP binding. The record is from RefSeq and is a predicted model, not a curated record. The coding region runs from base 535 to 1866 and encodes 443 amino acids. The transcript is spliced from 7 exons.
UGGAUCUUUGACGGGGCACGGCCUUGCCGCCCCCAUUUGAAACACGACCGAACACUCGGGCCGCGAACAAUCGAAUUAUUUUCUAAGUUCAGAGUAGUUGAGAUAUCUCUAGAAGUAUAUUAUCACAAAAAUAUAUACAUCAACAUCCCAGGACGGGUCGUCGGAUUGUCGCUUGUCGUCGCAGUGUCGUUGGGUCGCGAAUCAAAUAAUAUAAACAGAUUUCCGCUGCAGCUGCGAAACAAUGCAACAAUGUGAGACGGGGCAGCAGCGAGAGACGAAGCAGCAGCAGCGAACCCAAGCAGUUCGGUCAGCAUACCCAAGCAGCAGAAGAACCCCACGCCCCCAUCCACAGCUGUUGAGCGCGGACUGCAACGCCUACGUCUACGCCUACGCUAACGUCUGCUGAGGCAGCAGCAGCAGGGAAAAACGAGGAGAGCGCAAGCUGAAAAGGAGAGCGACAGACUGAUACGCGGCAGAGUGAGAACGAGAGUGAGAGAGUCACGGGAGAGAGCGUUGUGUAGGUAGGCCAAGGCCAUGCCCAGCACAGCCGGAAGCGCCGCCAGCGUCGGAGCUUUGAUCAACAGCGCCGGCAGCAGCGCCAGCGUCAUGGGCAUCGGUGCGGGCGGCGGCAGUGGCGUGGGCACAGGUGUGGCUGCUGUUGCCGCUGCCGAGGUGGGCGCUGGCGCAGCAGCUGCCGCCUCAGCAGGCACCUUGAUAGCGCAGAGUACGGCGGGUACGAGCGCCGCCAGCGGCACGAUCACAUGGGACAACAACGGCACCCUGCGUUCCAUCAAUCCCGGCGACUGGUCCAUCGAGCAGUGCCUCAACUGGCAGCAGCCGCACCAUCUCUACUUUCAGCUCGGCUGGGCCUUCCUCUUCCUGGCCUUCCUCGCCCCCCACGGCCCCUUCGGCUCGCUGUGGAUGCGUGCGAUGCUCCUCAUCGGCUGCAUCAUGAUGGGCAUGUAUGGCUAUCUGGUGGAGUGCACACCGGAUGUGGUCCUUUGGUCGGGCCUUGGCAUCGGCGUCAAUUUCAUCUAUCUUAUUGUGGUUCUCUGUCGCCUGAGACCCGUGCGCUUUGAGCAGGAGAUUGAGGCGGUAUACAUGGCCCUGUUCCAGCCGCUGCAUGUGACGCGCCAUCAGUUCAAAAAGGUGCUUAACUGCAUGAAGGUGAUACGUGCCCUGAAGUACCAGGAGGUCUAUGCCCAGGAGAAGGUCACCAAGGUCGAUAGCCUGUCGCUGGUGCUGAGUGGCAAGUUGGUUGUCUCGCAGCAUCAGAGGGCAUUGCAUAUUGUGUUUCCCCAUCAGUUCCUAGACUCGCCGGAAUGGUUUGGCGUCUCGACCGAUGAUUACUUUCAGGUCUCCAUUAUGGCCAUGGAGGAGUCUCGUGUUCUCAUCUGGCAUCGGGACAAGCUUAAAUUGUCAAUUAUGGCCGAGCCCUUCUUGCAGACCGUCUUUGAUCAUAUACUGGGCCGGGAUGUUGUGAAGAAACUUAUGCAGGUCACACAGGUCUGGUCUGGGUUCUCCGCCCUGCCCCUGCCCCACCGCCGCCCCGUGAGCGAAUCGAUAGCCAGCAAUGGCUUCCUGCCAUCGGGAGGCUAUGCGGAGGAUGCCGAGGAUAAGCCGAUGCUCAUACUGAAGAAGAGCGUCGAUGUGGGCCAUGGACUGACGGCGCUGAUUAAUCGUCAAUUGCAGGAAGAGCAUGUUCCCUUACUUGGUCGCACGUACAAACAACAACUGCAACUGCAACUGCAACAAGAACAACUGCAACUGCAACACCAACUGCAAAUGCAACUGCAACUGCAACCAGAGCCACGAGUGCACGAGUCCUCCUCCAUCGCGAACAACAACGAUCAAAGUGCUUUGUGAAAUGAACGAACGGGCAAUGAAGAUCAAAUGCUGCUACAACGAUGCUAAUCGCUACUCGCUCCGCCACUUGCCAUACCAACAAAACAGUUCGCCUCUGACCAAAAAACCAGACAACAAUCAAUCACCACAGCCACCAACACCACCGCAGAAGGCACACAUAUGCACACACACGCACAGGAGUCCACCCACCAACAGCAGCAAAGGCAGCAGCAGCUAUCAUCAGUCCACCAGUCCAUCAGUUCAUCAUCCACUCAUCAACCCGAUCCGAUCGCAGAGAGAGCCAACGCCAACUCCAGCGCCUAAUCAUCACUCCAGCAGCAAUCAUCGCAUCGCAUCUCAUAGAAUCUAGCACACAGAAACAAACACACACACUCACGCUCCUCCCCGUCCCCGUCCACCCGUCUAACCAGAUAGAAUCACUCUGAAAGCAUUACGAUAUGUACUCUAUAUUGUUUGUAUAACCAACCGAACGAGAAACCCAAAACCCAAUCCAAACAAAUUGCCAGGCAACACUCGAAUUUCACAGACUAAACAAAAUUUCUCACUUGUCACUCGCUCGCACAACGAAAUUUUCCACAGAAGUACGGAAAUUUCUUAUUGAAGUCCAUCGAUCAGAGCCGCUAAUGAAAUAACAUAGAAAAGGUAGAUCUGAAUUGAAUCAGAGGAAUUUGUUGGAGUUAAUUCAAAUCCUUGAAUGUCUCACGACGUCGCGUGUGAGUUGUAGUCAAACCAGAUGUGAACAUGAGAUACUCGACAGAUCAUGAUCAAACGUACACAUACCUGAGGUUGAUUGGAUUAUGAAUACAUAGUUACAUGUGUAUGGUAUCUUGUAGUUUAAAUGUUUGUUUGACGCUGAUCAUGAUUCUCUGACAGAUGAUCUUGUAGCGAGUCGAGAUUUGAAGCUGAUAGACACUUGUGACUGAACAUGAGCACAGAUUUGAAUUAGAUUAAGAUACUUGACUGUAAUUAGAGAGAUUCUUCAUCAUAGAUUAGACAUUUAGUUUAGAUUAUGUUCUGUUUUAGCACCAGAAUAUCAAUCAAUAAAGAUUCUCCAUCUGAAUCUCGCAUAGAUUGUAUCCUUAAAUAGAAAACGAUCAAAGAGACACUAAAAUUGAACACAAAGCAGCUUAAAAAUCCUUGACACAUAAUCAUCGAUUCAGCUGCUUGAAAGGCAACAGUCAACUGGCUUCAGAACAGCGCUCGAAUCCAUCGUUUCUUCAAUGGUGACGAUCGAGUGACAAGUGAUGAUCAAUUAUAAAUGAUCUUUUGAACCCACGUGAACUCUUUCAAAAAAUCAGUUCUCUGAAUGAAUUUGUUAUCUAAUAUACUUUCUAUCAAUUUGUUUGUCAUUAACACAUUUUUAAUAUUAUUAUUAUUAUUAUUUGUUUUGUUUGUAUUCUCCACAUUUAUAUUGAUUUGCAUACAAAUUGAGCGCGAAAACUAAUUAGAAUUAAUAAUGAAUAAUAUUUAAUACUGUGUAAGCAAUACACCUAGGCACCUAAGUCGUUGUAUAUACAUAACAUAACAUAACAUAACAUAACCCAUACAUGCAAUAUAGUACAUACCAUAUAUACAUACCAAUACAAAGUUGUAUAUAUGAUCUGCUGUGUAUAAUCGCCCCGCUCCAAGUCCCUGCUCCCCAACACCACCAACCACACAAGAUACCCCCAACAAAUAAUUAUUUGUAUAACGAAAGGAAUCAAUGUGAAUGUGUAAACAAGCCAAAAACGAAAGCAAAUAAAAAACUAAAAAUCAUAUUA